Messenger RNA from Gekko japonicus, 2133 nucleotides. It is a transcript of the gene CCDC185, whose product is annotated as coiled-coil domain containing 185. The transcript has a single exon. Lineage: Eukaryota; Metazoa; Chordata; Lepidosauria; Squamata; Gekkonidae. The record is from RefSeq and is a predicted model, not a curated record. Bases 1 to 2133 code for a protein of 710 amino acids.
AUGACGCUCGCGGGCGGUGACUGUGCUGCGCGAGGCGCCGCGGGGCAGGCCACUUCGGCCAUGAGGCGGCAACAGCAGCGGCGUCGGCCGCGCCGGGGGUCGGGCCAGGGUCUCGGGGCGGAGCGGGGGUGGCGCGUCUCCCCGAGCGACCGAGGCGCGCCCAGCACCAACGAGGGCGGAAAGAAGGCGGCCGCCGCGUCCUGCCACAGCUUGUCCGGCGCCGAGUCCCAGCACGAGAUGAGGCGGCUGAGGAGCCCCAGCCGCUUCUCCCCGCCGCCGCGCGGGUUCACCGACCCCUACAGCUCGGAGCCCGAGGCGGCGGGGGGCGAAGGCUGCUUGGAACGCCAGGCCCUGUCGCAAAUGUACCGCGACGAAGCGCGAACGGUGGUUCCGCGCAAGGGCAAGAGCGGGACGAACUCGCAGCAACGCAGCAAAACCCACCGCGCCGCCUCCGCCCACCCGCGCCGCUUGGCCGCGUGGCCGCAGCACCACCCGGCCCCGGCGGGCGAAGGCUGCGCCACCCCUUGCACCACCUCCUGCACCACCCUGUAUGGCGGGGAAUUCCAAGCCCACCCGGAGCCCCCCAGCCGCUCCCCGGCGGGAAGGGGCACGCGCGUGGAGGAGCUGCUCCGGGAUGACCAGUGGGCCAGCCCUGUGCCCAGGCCGGGCGAGUAUGGCACCGAUUUCCCCACCGACGCCAGCAAGCCGCCCUCCAUCUGCCCCUCUUCCUUCUCCUUCUCCCAGCUGGACAAGCCCAACCUAAAGUUGCCCAAGAAGGAGCUCAAGCGAGGAAAUUGGCAGGAGCCCUGCGAGAGCAGCCCCAGUAUAACAGACCUCAUGCACUCCUUGGCUAGACCCUAUGAGGACGAGGAGACACAAGCAUACCUCGGUCGUGACCCAAAUGGCCAGCACCACCGCCACUACUACCACCAUCACCAUAAGUCCCGGAAAGGAGACACCCAGAUCAACCACCAAGAUUUCACUGACAAGAGAUAUGAGGACUUGAUUCCUGAAAGAGACAAAAAAAUUGCGGCUCUGAUGUUGGCCAGGCACCAGGAAGAGGAAGACUUGAAGGACAAGCAGCUCCAGACCUCUGAGGCUUGGGAACAGAUGAAGCGGAAAGAGAGGAAACACAAAGCACGGAUGGAGAAGGAGAGACAGUACCAGCUGGCAGAAAGUCUAGAGCAGUGGCAACGGGAACGGGAUCAAAGGAAAGCCAAGCUCAGAUUGGAAGAACAACAGCUGUUGGCGGCCAGAGAGAAGGAAAUGAUGUUACGUGACAAAAAGUGGAAAAAAAUGACCAAAGAGCAGGAGAGCAGGCGGAGGAUAAAACUUGACAAUAAUAAACUUCAGGCUGACUAUAAGAAACGUUGUCAGGAAAGGCAGCUCUGGGACAAAAGUUUAAAUGAGAGGAAUGCUAAGGAGCGCGCCUCUCAUUUGUAUAAGGAGCAGAUGCUGCAGGCCCUGGAGAGGAGGCUGAUGAAGGAAAUGGAAAAGAAAAGGAAGAGAGCAGAUAUGAACAAAUACAAAAAAGCCAGACACAUGCACAUGAAGGAACAGGUGGACGACAAAGUGAAAGCCGAGGAGCUCUACAAAAGGCUCUGUAUUGAACAGAAGCUCCAGAGGUCUCAAGAAAUCCUGGAGCAGCUGCUUGAAGAAAGAAACAGAGAAUUAAAAGAAAAAUCUUUCAAGGAAGAAGAACAAGGCUUGAUAGCAAAGGUUAGAGCAAAAGAGACGGAGGAAGAAAAGAGAAGGCGCAAGGAGAUGUUGCUGCAGAUAGCCGAGAUGAAGAUCCAGCAAGCCAAAGAAAUCGUGAACAGAAAUACCCAAAACAGAGUACAACGUGCGAGAGAAAUUAACUUUGUGAAAGAAAGAAACCAUCACUGCCGCAAACAGAAGCUUGAUGAUGAUGAGAAAUGUCAUCUGCGGGAAAUUCAAGAAGCCAUAAGAAGGAAAGAUCAGAAAAGCAACCAGAUUCUAAGGGACAAGGAGACAGCUAUUGAGGAAUCUCGGAGAAUAGCCAAAGCAUCCUAUGACCUGAGAGAAAAAAUGAGAGAUCUGAUAAAUCGUGGUUCAUUUGAUCAGAUGGCUUUUGAUGCCCAUCGCCAUGCGAGUCUCCUGAAGGGUCUCUAG